AUGAAAUAAGAUGAACUUCAUUCCCCCAGUCUAUGUGGGUAUCUAAACUUUUUCCACGUUUUAGGAGAGAUGGAAUCAUAAAAUCUAAUCUCUCAAUAGGAGAAAAAGAUUGUGAAAUAAAAGUUGACAGUCAAGGAUCCUUCAUUAUUAGUAUUAUUAUCAAAAUAACAUGAUGAUAAUAAAAUGAAAGAAAUGUUACUAACAUACGUUGGUUAGCUUCAAAUGACAAGAUCAAAAUCAUAGACAUAAGAAUUAAGUCCAUCAAGAAAGCAUGAGGGAUAAAUAUUAGUAAAUAAUACUUUUGAUUUUAGACUUAAACAGUAAAAAUGAUAGAUUAGUUAAUAAAAUAGUUAAACAAUAUGUUUAGACAUUCUCAUUAACAAGUAAUAGAAUUUAUAAAUAUAAUAUUAGAUCACAGAGGAAUUUAAAGAUAAAAUUUAAAAAUUGAGGAACAUUAUAUAUUAGAUUGAUCAAAAGGAGGAAAUCGAUAUAACCAUAAACUAAUAAUUGCAAUAAGUUUAUUCAUUAAUAAAAGUAAUUUUGUCAUAACACUUAGCAAAGGUAUUCACGUUAUAUGAAUUCAUUACUGUUAUUGAUGGAUGAAAAAGUUGAACCAAAAGAUAUUUAAGAAUUCCUUAAAACAUUUUUAAAUUAAUUGAUUGGUUGUACAUCCUAUGGCUAUAUCGUAAUCAAAGAUGAAAUAAUCUCAUUACAUCGAGAUGAGAAAUAUGAAUAAUUAGAUUUAGAUGAGAAAUGCAAAAGUGAAUUAUAAAAUCUCACUGAUAUCACAGAAAUACAACAAAUAGAAUCUUUGAGAAAAUAUUUUAGAAAUGGAGAAUACAUAUUGAAGUUAUCUAGCACAUCAUUUUUUACUUUACAAAUAGAUGAAGAUUUUACAUAAUUUAUGAUGUUGGCAAGUAAAUAUAAGUAUUUAGAUUCUAUUAUUGAUCUUGCUCAGUUUGUUAUUUAUACAGAACAAUAGAUUAAAGUGUAAUAUUUUAGUAUUUUAUCUAUUGGGGAUACAGUAUUAGAAAUAGGAUUGGAAAUAGUCAGAUGUUCAAAGUAUUUAUUAAUUGAAUAAAUAUUAUCAACGAUUAAUAAAUAAUAUGAAAUUUAAUAAAUAAAUGAAUAUUAACCUCAACUUGUUACAUUUAAGUUUAAAGAUUCAUAAUCUUAAAAUCUAUUUAGUACUAAUAUGGAUUUAAAGAAACCUUAAGAUUUAUUAAUCUACAAUCAAAUUAAUUAAUUAUAUUAGAGAUAUUAACAAUUUAUAAAACAAUGUUAUGAAAGAAUGUCAUUUUAUAAAUACUUCUUAAGAUCAAAGAGUCUUUAUAUGAUUGAUUUUGAUAAACAAGGGAGAUUAAGAUUUUUGAGUAAGGCAUUACCUUAGAAAAUUAAACAAUAGUUUAAUAUUGAUAAAACUUAAAUUGAUUAAACUUAUAAGUAGAUUUUCAAUUCAAAUUAAUAAAUGAUAGAGACUAUUGAAACUUAUAUAAGUAAUUCAAAGUGGAAGCUUAAUCAAUAAGAGGAUGAAUCAAAUAAAACUUAUGAAAUUUUUAUAAGAAAAGAGGAAAAACAAUUUAAAGGAUUUACAUUAAUAGUAUCAGAGAAUGAUUGGAUAAGAAGAAAAACAUAACCUCCAAGUGCAGCUAAAUCGGUAAGAUAAUAGUUAUUGUAAACAGAAACAAUGGAUUAUAUUAAGAAAUUGGAAGAAUUUAAUCCUGAUAUAAGAAAUUCAGUUGUAGCAAUGUAUAUGCCUUAGACUUAAGAAUUCAUUCCAGUAUAAUAAUAGUCAUAGAAAACCCCAACUUUAGUUUUUAGAAAGAUAAAUAAAGAUUAAGUAGUAGGGAAGAAUAGUUUUUUAUUCAAGUAAAGGGAAGAGGAGAAAAAAUAGAUGAAAACAAAUCCAAAUAAAUUUAAUGAAUCUCAUUUAAGUGUGAAAGAGGAUGAUCUAAUAUUGGAUUCUCUAGAUUUUAAUAUUCAUAAAGUAAAAAUAAUGAUAAUUUAAUUAAAUAGAUUAAUACUACUAUUGAAAAGUAAAGAUUAGUUUGGUCAAUUUUAGCAAGAGGUAAUUUUGUAUAGAUGUAUGCUAUUCCUUAAGAUAAAUUGGUAAAUUUUUUAAAUGAAAUGGAAACUUAAUACAAUAUGAAUAAUAAUCCAUAUCAUAAUUAUGAUCAUGGAAUAGCAGUUAUGUAAGCUGUAAAUUGUUUUGUGAAAUAAUUACUAGAACAUAUAGGAGAACACUUAUUCAAUAAUAUAACAAGAUUUUGUUUAUUACUUUCUGGACUUUGUCAUGAUGUAGCUCAUACAGGUAAAACAAACACUUAUGAAGCUAAUUCAUUAAGUUCAUUGGCUAUCAGAUAUCAUGAUAAAGUGGUAUGUUUAUAUUCUUUAUAUUUUAAGGUUUUGGAAUAACAUCAUGCAGCCACUACAGUUAAGAUUCUUAGAGAUUCAUAGACAAAUAUUCUAUGCAAUUUUUCUGAUUCAGAUUUUCGAUCUUUUAGAAAAUAAUUAGUAUCUAAUAUACUUGCUACUGAUAUGUAAGAACACUUUAAAAUGCUCAAAGAGUUUGAAUCUAGAAUUGAAUAAUAUGGUAAUGAUCCAGAAGAUCUAUCCUUAUUAUGUGGAAUGAUUACACAUACUGCAGAUUUUAAUGGUACAGCUAGAAAAUGGCCAUAAAGUUAACUUUGGAGUGAUAAAAUUAAUUAAGAAUAUAGAGCAUAAUAUGAAGAAGAGGGUAAAAAAGGAUAUCCUUAAUAACCAUUUAUGAAAGAUUUAGAUAAAGUUAAUUAUCAUAUCCUAUUCUUUAGUUGCAUGUCAUGUCAAAGAAUGAAAUGGGAUUCAUUAAAGUUAUUGUCAGACCAUUAUAUCAUUAAAUGAAUGUAUUUGGUAAAGGAGCAUUUUAAAUCUGUGUCAAUAAUUUAGAUGAAACCAUUCUUGAAUGGGAUAAAUUAUACUAAAAAGGAAUUUAAGAAUUAUAAGAUUAAGAAUAAAAAUAAUAAUAAUAAAAAUAAUAAUAAUAAUCAUAAUCAUAAUAAUAAUAAUAAUCAUAAUAAUAAUCAUAAUCAUAAUAAUAAUAAUAAUAAUCAUAAUCAUUAUAAUAAGAGACAAUGUGA
Paramecium sonneborni is the source of this 3116-nucleotide messenger RNA. Lineage: Eukaryota; Ciliophora; Oligohymenophorea; Peniculida; Parameciidae. The record is from the annotation of a GenBank genome assembly.